GAAUAUCACUUAUCUGCAUCUGUUCGAAAAACUAUAUUCAAGGGUCGAGUUGAAAAAAAGUCACAACAAUUCACCUAUCACGGGAAACACAAAGUGUCCAAAGUAAACAAUUUCGCACUCCAGGGAAAAUCUCUCCUCACACCACUUAUUCACUUUUGAGGAAUUCUUAUUACACCACACUUUCCAUGAUGAACCUAAUGACACACAAUUAUCCAUUUCUCUAAAGGUCAAUCGACGACAAAUUCCACACACGAGCUUGUCUCAUCAACUUGUUUUCGUUUUCCUUGAACGUCCAGAAAAUCGUCUACCAAUUACCCAUUAUGUAAGUUCCAAGCUUCAUAGGAAGUUCGCUAAUUCGUAGGACCAUGAAGCUCAAUAUCUCCAUCGUACAAUCACUCACUGUGAACUGGCCGUUUAAGGCCCAUUCGUGAUGUGAACGGUGUUUAACGAAUAAGUGAGGAAGUGGAUUUUUAGUGAAUUAAGUUUUCAAACGGGCGGAUUUGCAUCACGAUGAGGCAGACUCAGGCUAAGGCCGUAGCUGGCGUAACGUCUGAGGUCUUGAAACAGAAGAAGAUGGCCAAAGCAGCUGAAAAAAAGAAAGCCGAAGCCAAGAAAAACCACUCGAAAAAAGAAAAUGAGACCUCUGUGAAAUCAGUCAGUAUAAACUCGAUGACAUGGAGAGAACGUUACAGUUUCUUCAUUGAAAACAUCACAGUCGAACCUAUGUUGGCGUGUUACAUAAUUCCCAGCGUUUUGGCCAGCCUUGCCACUCAAAACUUGAACCUAGAAAAAGCCUGUAGGGUCAACUUGGGUUACACGACAGAAGUUUGCGACGCUUUAACAGAAAGAAGAACCCAGAAUUACACUAUGGAGGAACAGCAAGUCCAGCAGUUGGUAGCUUCCAUGGGCGUUUGGAAGACAAUUCUACAGAGUGCCCUCCCAGCAUUCCUCAUCAUGUUCAUCGGAUCCUGGAGUGACAGAUGGGGCAAGAGGAAGCCUUGUAUGCUCUUUCCCAUUGUAGGGGAGUUCAUGACCGUGGUUGGCCUGAUGGUUUGCGUUUUCUUCUUCAACGAGCUCCCGAUGGAAGUGGCAGGAUUCGUGGAAGGGUUCUUUCCGGCUAUAACAGGGGGUUGGUUUACCAUGUUCAUGGGCGUGUUCAGUUAUAUAGCCGACGUUACAACCGUGGAAAUGAGGACCUUAAGAAUCGGCAUAGUGAAUGUGUUCUGUUCGUUGGGCAUUCCCAUCGGACUCGCACUGAGCGGUAUCUUGUACAAAACAAUCGGUUUCUAUGGGGUGUUUUCCAUUUCUGCAGUGAUGUACAUUAUUUCGUUGUAUUAUGGGUACAAACAUAUCAAGGAACCCAAAAAAAUAGACGAGCCCACUUUACCAGAUCGUCCAUGUGCCUUCUUCAGGGACUUCUUCGAUGUGCAACAUCUCAUGGACACUUUCAACGUAGCCUUCAAGAGAGGAGAGAAUAAUAGGAGGACUAAGGUUAUGCUUCUCAUGUUGGUUGUUAUGGUGGUUAUAGGACCCAUGCACGGUGAAAUGGGAGUCUCUUACUUGUUCACAAGGUACAAAUUCAACUGGGAUGAAGUGGAUUUCAGCAUAUUUUCUACCUACAACAUGGUAACGAACCUCAUAGGUACAUCUGUCUCCGUAGGAGUUUUUAGCCACGCCCUGAAAAUUGAUGAUGCUGUUAUAGGCAUAUAUUCCUGUAUGAGUAAAAUAUUGUCCGGCUUUGUUUAUGGAUUUGCCACCACAUCACUGAUAUUUUAUUUAG
Leptinotarsa decemlineata (Colorado potato beetle) is the source of this 1780-nucleotide messenger RNA. Its product is annotated as probable peptidoglycan muropeptide transporter SLC46. The record is from RefSeq and is a predicted model, not a curated record. Gene Ontology annotation, molecular function: transmembrane transporter activity. Gene Ontology annotation, biological process: transmembrane transport. Gene Ontology annotation, cellular component: membrane. Lineage: Eukaryota; Metazoa; Arthropoda; Insecta; Coleoptera; Chrysomelidae.